AUGGUAAAUGGUGUAAUACAUACACCAUUCUUUAAAAAGAGACAACAAUACAAGAGACAACAACUUGAACAACUGCACAUUGAUGAAUACAACAUGGAUAGUGACAAAAUAUUCGAUAGAGAAGAGCAGAGAUUAUUGUUUGAAGUAUCUAGUAAUCAAACGUUUUGGUUUGAUCAACAACAAGAUCAUUUCGAUCAAACCAAUAAUAUCACUUGGAAACAACAAUAUCAAGUCAUUGACGAUUGGUUUGAUCCAUCUCAACCCAAUGCUCCUGUCUUUAUCUUUUUAGCUGGUGAAGCUCCAAUGGGAUUCUUUAACUUUCAAGAAGUACAAAUAAGAGCAUGGGCUCAAGAAUUUAAGGCUUUAUAUGUUAUUUUGGAACAUCGUUUCUAUGGUCAAUCAUACCCAACCAAUGAUUUGUCAACUCAUAAUCUAAAGUAUCUCACUUCACAACAAGCACUUGCCGAUGCUGCCAACUUUCUCACUACAUUCAAGUCAGAAAGAGGUAUUGCCGACAAUCAAGCAGUUGUCUUUGGUUGUUCCUAUUCUGGUGCAUUGAGUGCAUGGUUCCGUCUCAAAUAUCCACAACUAGUUGUUGGAUCCGUAGCUCCUUCUGGACCAGUACUUGCUCAAUUAAACUAUACCGGCUACUAUGCCCAAUUCACAAACUCUGCACCAACUAGCUGUGUCAAUGCUGCCCAACAAGCAUCUGACCAAGUCAUGCAAUUAAUCAAACAGGGCGACAAAGGAAUCAAACAACUCGAAAAAACUUUCAACUCUUGUAGCUCUCUCAAAAAUGGACGUGAUCUCUACUAUUUCGUCUACUCUAUCGUUGAGGCUUUGGGUGGUGCCGAUCAAAUGAAUAAUCCACCAACAUGGACCCUCAACUCUACCUGUAACACUUUGUCUCAAAACUCUGACUUGCUAGUCAAUUGGGCAGAGAUUUUCAACCAAGGCUUGGAUGACAAGUGUAAUGAUUUCACUCUUAGAUCCUUUAUAGAUCAAGCUAGAAAGACUAGAAUUAAUGAUCAAGAUGGUACAAGAUCUUGGGUAUUCCAAACUUGUGCAGAAUUUGGUUAUUUCUCAACAACUUACCCAGGAAGUAGUGUAUUCCCAGGUUUAUUAAACGUUGAAGAACAAGUGAAAUGGUGCCAAGAAAUUUAUGAUGUUCCAGGAAUGACUCCAAAUAUUGAUUGGACAAAUAGUUAUUAUGGAGGUCAAGAAAUUAAGGGUUCCAAUAUCAUGUUUAGUAAUGGUCUAUUAGAUCCAUGGCAUUUGUUGAGCGUCAACCAAGAUAAUAUUGAUGGUACUGUGAAAGCUGUUACCUAUGAAGCAGGUCACUGUGGAACAUUAAUUGCUUCAACUACCAUUGAUCCACCCUCCUUGGUUGAUGCAAGACAAGGUAUUAUUGGUUUCCUCAAGGAAAUAUUGUCAGCCUAA
Molecule: messenger RNA, 1440 nt
Organism: Cavenderia fasciculata
Lineage: Eukaryota; Evosea; Eumycetozoa; Acytosteliales; Cavenderiaceae
Exons: 4
Coding region: 1-1440 (479 amino acids)
Biological process (GO): proteolysis
Molecular function (GO): serine-type exopeptidase activity; dipeptidyl-peptidase activity
Source: RefSeq, a predicted model, not a curated record